This is a messenger RNA of Dentiscutata heterogama, 528 nucleotides long. NCBI's taxonomy places the organism in Eukaryota, Fungi, Glomeromycota, Glomeromycetes, Diversisporales, Gigasporaceae. The record is from the annotation of a GenBank genome assembly.
AUGUCUAAAUACCAACAAUCAAAAUACUAUUUAAAACAAGAAACAGAAGAAAAACAUAGAAGACAAGAAAAUGAAUCUUGGUCUUUAUGGAUUGAAGACAUGAUUAUCGAAAAUCAUAGAAUUGAUAUUCUUAAAGAAGAAGAAUAUAAAUUUAGACAAUCUAUUCAAAAAACACCAAUCAAAGAUGAUAAAAUUAAAAUUAUUAACGAUUUUACCAACGAAAUAUAUGAAAUCUCUAAAGAAGAUUCUGAUAUUAAUAAUGAUAUCAACGAAAUUGUUAAAAAUAUAGAAGAAAAUUCUAAUUCUGAAAUAGAUAAAAAUACAGAAAAAAAUUCUAAUACUUCUGAAUUAGAAAUCAUUAACAAACGAGAAAUUGAUAACAAAAAUUUAAUUAAUUACAAUAAAAUUAAUUCUAUUUAUGACUAUAAUUAUUUUAAUUUCAUUGAUUUUAAUGAUAAUGUAAUCAAUUCAACUUUAGAUAACAAUUUAUUUUAUGAAUAUUUUAAUUUUGACAACAUACUUAAAUAA